This is a messenger RNA of Dendroctonus ponderosae (mountain pine beetle), 3188 nucleotides long. RefSeq names its product BRCA1-associated protein. NCBI's taxonomy places the organism in Eukaryota, Metazoa, Arthropoda, Insecta, Coleoptera, Curculionidae. The coding region runs from base 86 to 2956 and encodes 956 amino acids. Gene Ontology annotation, cellular component: cytoplasm. The transcript has 12 exons. Gene Ontology annotation, molecular function: zinc ion binding; glycylpeptide N-tetradecanoyltransferase activity; nucleic acid binding. The record is from RefSeq and is a predicted model, not a curated record. Gene Ontology annotation, biological process: N-terminal peptidyl-glycine N-myristoylation.
GCCUCCUUCGGCGUUGCCACAUCCCCAUCAAACCACCCGCAAUCAGUCAAAGUUGGACAUCAAACUCAUACAAUAAACAUAAACAAUGGAAGAUCUGGUGGCCAAGUGCGUAGUGCGGCUCGAAGUGAACGAAAGCGCAGGGGCCCAGGGGGCGGAGGCGUUGCAGGACAAGGGCAGGGGCCAGCGGCAGGCGCAUGAAAUCAGCGUGGAGACGUUCCCCAGUCGGCUGGAAGGGGCUCGCGACGACUGGGGCCUGCUGCCGCUGUCGUCGCGCGAGCAGACCCCCAUGACGGAGGCGGAGCCGCUGGCGGACCCCAGCGGCGAGAUUGGCUUCUUCAGCGGCAACCCCUUUGUGGAAGUCACCAAGGGCAUCCUCCACCUCUACAAGCAGGAUGCGAUGAGCAGUCGCCAGGAGGCGCUCACGCUGUGCCUCAUUGGGGUGCCCUGCUCGAUGACCUGCCACGACAUUCUGGGGUUCACCGCCCCCUGCCACGGGGCCAUCGCCCACAUCCGGGUGUUCCGGGACUCGCUGCCCAAUCAGUACAUGUGUUUGCUCACAUUCCGGGAGCACGAGGCCGCUGUGGAGUUCUACGAGACGUACAACGGCGCCCCGUUCAGCAGUCUGGAGCCGGAGCGGUUGUGCCGCAUUGUGUGGGUGUCCAAGGUGGAGUGGGCGCAUGAUGGGCUGCCGCCCCCCGGGCACACGGAGCUGCCCACAUGCCCAGUCUGUUUGGAGCGCAUGGACGAGUCAGUGGACGGGGUGCUGACGAUUCUGUGCAACCACGCCUUCCACGCCAGCUGUCUGGAGAAGUGGGGCGACACCACCUGUCCAGUCUGCCGCUGCGUGCAGAGCCCCGAGCAGGCCGAAACGUCCGAGUGCGACGAGUGCGGCAAACAGGCCGCCUCCCGCGACGCCCUCUGGAUCUGCCUGAUUUGCGGCCACGUGGGCUGCGGGCGGUACCUGAGCGGGCACGCCGCCUCCCACUACCGUGAAACCAGCCACUGCUACGCCCUGCAGGUGGGCUCGCACCGCGUCUGGGACUACAAGGGCGACAAUUUCGUGCAUCGCCUGCUGCAGAACAAGGCCGACGGCAAACUGGUGCCGGCCGAAGGCCCCGCCUCCGAGGCGGAGCACGCGCAGGAAAAGGUCGACUCCGUCCAACUGGAGUUCACCUAUUUGCUCACCUCCCAGCUGGAGGAGCAGCGCAUGUACUUCGAGAACAAGCUGGCUGUCACGGAAAGCGAGCUGUUCAAGGAGAUCGACCAAUUGCAGGACGACGUGCUGGCGCUGUCCACCGAGCGGCAGGAGCUGUGGGAGCAGGUGCGCCAGCUGCGCAGGGAGAAACAGGCGCUGGAGAAGAAGGCGCAGGAGCAGAGCGGGCGGCUGGCGAGCGCGCUGCGCGACUUGAACGAGGAACGCCAGAUCGGCAAGGCGCUGCUGGCCAAUCAGGAGCAGCGGCAGGCGCAGGCCGCCGCCCUGGAGCAGCGCGGCGCCCACCAGGAGCGCGAACUGGCCGAGCUCAAAGAGCAGGUGCGCGACCUGAUGUUCUUCAUUGAUGCGCAGCAGGCCGUCGAACGGUCUGAGCAUCGCGACGAAAUCGCCCAGGGCUCCGUCACCGUUGCCAGCCCCCCACCGGCAGCCAAAGCGCGAAGGGCGCGCAAAAAAAACGCCAAUGGUACUGGCGAAGACCCGACGGGGCUGGCCAAUCCGCUCAACACCAUCACGAUCAACGAACUGAAGGCGGCGAUGGAACUGUACACACUGUCUCAGAAGCCGGCCAAGACGCCCGAGGAGGCCCUGAAGAAGUCCUACCAGUUCUGGAACACGCAGCCCGUUCCCAAGAUGGACGAGAAGGUGACGGUGAAUGAGGCGAUCGAGCCGGCAUGUGACCCGAARGACAUCAGGCAGGAGCCCUAUUCGCUGCCGGGGGGCUUCAAGUGGGACACCCUGCACUUGGACGAUCCGCUGAUCCUAACCGAGCUCUACACGCUGCUGAAUGAGAACUACGUGGAGGAUGACGACGCGAUGUUCCGCUUCGACUAUCAGCCGGAGUUCCUCAAAUGGGCGUUGCAGCCCCCCGGCUGGAAGAGCGACUGGCACUGCGGGGUCCGUGUGGUCCACAGCGGCCGCCUAGUCGGCUUCAUUUCGGCCAUUCCAGCCACGCUGGACAUUUACAAGAAGCGCCAGCGGAUGGUCGAGAUCAAUUUCCUGUGCGUACACAAAAAGCUGCGAGCCAAGCGAAUGGCCCCGGUGCUGAUCCGGGAAAUUACGCGGCGCGUCAACCUCACGGGGGUUUUCCAAGCGGUCUACACUGCGGGCAUUGUGAUCCCCAAGCCGGUGUCCACCUGCACCUACUGGCACCGAUCGCUGAACCCCCGGAAGCUCAUUGAGGUCAAGUUCUCCUACUUGUCGCGGAACAUGACCAUGCAGCGCACCUUGAAGCUGUACAAGCUGCCGGACGCGCCCGCCACCCCCGGGUUCCACAAGCUGCGCCCCCAGGACGUCGAUGGGGCCCACCGGCUGCUCAACCAGUACUUGGGGCGCUUUGAGAUGGCGCCCCACUUCAGCAAGGAGGACUUUGUGCAUUGGUUCACGCCGCGCCCCAAUAUAAUCGAGAGCUUCGUCGUGGAGACCGGCGGCCAGAUCACUGACUUUGUCAGCUACUACACGCUGCCUAGCAGUGUCAUGCACCAUCCAGUGCACAAGAAUCUCAAGGCGGCCUACAGCUUCUACAACGUCAGCACCCGGACGCCCUGGGUGGCCCUGAUGCAGGACGCGCUGAUCAGCGCCAAGCAGCUGGGCUUCGACGUGUUCAACGCGCUGGAUCUGAUGGACAAUGCGCAGUUCCUGGAGCCCCUGAAGUUCGGCAUCGGCGACGGGAAGCUGCAAUACUACCUCUACAACUGGAAGUGCCCGUCGAUGGCGCCCAACAACGUCGGCCUGGUGCUCCAAUAGGGCGCCCCGCGCCCAUGGACUAGUUCUCACGACACAUGGACGCCGCUGGGGGCCGGGCCCCCAGCUGCGCCCCACUCGCACCAAAUGUUCGGUUUAGAGGUUAAGUUCAAUGUACGGUGUGACAGCUCGGCGGAGUGCACAGGGGCUGGAAUUUGCCGCUCGCCACUGAUGCUUGUGAUUGUGCGUGUUUUGACAGGCAGUUUUCCACAAAUAUACAGAAAUUUUAAAUUAA